Poecilia reticulata (guppy) is the source of this 5150-nucleotide messenger RNA. It is a transcript of the gene pax3b, whose product is annotated as paired box 3b. The record is from RefSeq and is a predicted model, not a curated record. Gene Ontology annotation, biological process: regulation of transcription by RNA polymerase II; anatomical structure development. NCBI's taxonomy places the organism in Eukaryota, Metazoa, Chordata, Actinopteri, Cyprinodontiformes, Poeciliidae. Gene Ontology annotation, molecular function: DNA-binding transcription factor activity, RNA polymerase II-specific; RNA polymerase II cis-regulatory region sequence-specific DNA binding.
AAGCACGGGAGAACCUCCACUACUUUUGACUGCCCACUCUCACUUCGAACCGGUGUCAACAAACAACAACAACAUCUCCGCCAUAGAAACGACGCGCUGGUUGCCGUGGUCUUUAAAAGCAGAACCCGUUGCGCUGAAAAACACAAGCCCUUCAAGUCCCUUAAAACCCAAUUUCAUCUUUUUGGCGUCGGUUUUUGACGCCUCAGGGGGCUGCGGCUGUCCCGGGAUACUCCGGUGCUUAGCUGUAGCCCGGAUCUCAGCUAAGCUCUACCGAGGCUAACCGGUGCUGACUUCUCAGAAGAACGGAGAUUUUGUCCAUUAACCGACCGACUCCUGCUGCUGUUCGCCGCAGGAGAGAGAGCCCUCCCCGGCAAAAGAGGAGGUCGGUGCAGGCGGUGGGGGUGGUGGAGGUAUGACUGCGUUGGCGGGGUCAGUACCCAGGAUGAUGCGACCCACGCUGGCUCAGAACUACCCCCGCAGCGGCUUCCCACUGGAAGUGUCUACCCCGCUGGGUCAAGGCCGAGUCAACCAGCUCGGAGGGGUUUUCAUCAACGGCAGACCUCUGCCCAACCACAUCCGACACAAGAUCGUGGAGAUGGCCCACCACGGGAUCAGGCCGUGCGUCAUCUCCCGACAGCUCCGGGUCUCCCACGGCUGCGUGUCCAAAAUUCUGUGCAGGUACCAGGAGACGGGCUCUAUCAGACCCGGAGCCAUCGGUGGCAGCAAGCCCAAGCAGGGAACAACGCCGGACGUCGAGAGGAGAAUAGAGGAAUACAAGCGGGAAAACCCGGGUAUGUUUAGCUGGGAGAUUCGGGAUAAAUUACUGAAGGAUGGGAUAUGUGACCGCAACAACGUUCCUUCAGUGAGCUCCAUCAGUCGCAUCAUGAGGACUAAGUUUGGGGGGAAAGGUGAGGAAGAAGAAGAGGAAGACGAGAUCGAGAAGAAGGAGCUGGAGGACAGUGAACGGAGAGCCAAACACAGCAUUGAAGGCAUCUUGGGAGACAGAUCGAGUCACUCAGACGAAGGCUCGGACGUGGAGUCGGAGCCCGAUCUGCCACUGAAGAGGAAACAGCGGCGCAGUCGGACCACCUUCACAGCCGAGCAGCUGGAGGAGCUGGAGAGGGCCUUCGAGAGAACCCACUACCCAGACAUCUACACCAGGGAGGAGCUGGCUCAGAGGGCCAAGCUCACUGAAGCUAGGGUGCAGGUGUGGUUCAGCAACAGGCGAGCGAGGUGGAGGAAACAAGCUGGAGCCAAUCAGCUGAUGGCAUUCAACCACCUGAUCCCGGGUGGAUUCCCCCCCACAGCCAUGUCCAGCAUCCCGCCGUACCAGCUCUCCGACAGCACCUACUCGCCGUCAUCUAUAGCACAGGUGUCGGAGCCUCCCAGCACGGUGCACCGUCCCCAGCCUCUGCCUCCUUCCUCCAGCCAUCAGGCCUCCGCUGGCGGAGGGCAGGCAGACGGCGGCUCUGCCUACUGCCUCGCCUCCGGACGCCACUCCUUCUCAGGCUACUCGGACAGCUUCGUGAGCCCAGGCGGGCCGACAAAUCCCAUGAACUCCGCAAUAGGAAACGGCCUCUCUCCACAGGUGAUGGGUCUGCUGAACCCAGGCGGCGUACCACACCAGCCCCAAAGCGACUAUGCCAUCUCCCCCCUGACAGGCGGCCUGGAGCCCCCCAGUGGCAUGGCCGCCAGCUGCAGCCAACGCAUGGACCACAUCAAGGGUCUGGAGGGUCUCUCCAGUGUUCCCUCCAUGUCAGCACUGCCCUCCCUGCCCAGCUCCCAGUCUUACUGCACCCCGUCCUACAGCUCACCAGGCUACACAGUGGACCACGUUGCGUCCUACCAGUACAGCCAGUACGGGCAAAGUAAGGUGCCCUUCCUUAUUUGAGGCCUGAGAUCACCUGAUCAGCCAUGUCACAGAGGGACACGUCCGCGACCGAAAAGCCUUAACAUUUGGACCAAAAUCUGCUUUCGUUUAUUAGGACACAUUCCCUGCUGCAGGAUCUUCUCUGUGGAGCGACAGACUAUUUUAAAAACAUAAAAAAAGGGAUCAUAAGAUAGAAUAUUAGAGCAAAGACUGCACACCGACAGUAGACAUUCCUGCAUCUGCCGCAGAGAGGCACUUUCCACUGACAUUAGCAAAGAUCACAAAGUGUCUCUGCUUGUGGCGUCUUUGGAAAGACCCCGAACCCGACUCUGCACGGCAGCCUACCUUAAUGGGAACUGUUUACAGACCCGAGCGUUGCAUCAUCACUUGUAAAAUUCCACAUAUCAUCUUCAAAUCAACCCCUCCCAGUCGCAGCAGGAAAAGGAAGGGGCUCAGUUGAUUUUAGUUACGUUCACUCAUUUGAGAUGUCCACACCCCACACAUGGAGAGAAAUUCCAGAGAGAACGAAAACAAACACAAGCUAAUGAAUCUGGGGCUUUUUUUUCUUUUUUUCUACUGUAUCAGACGCCCUAAUGUACACUCCAGCUGUACAACAGGCAGAGUUCGGUCAAGCGUUCCCCCCUCACCCUGUCCCCUCAAGUCCCCCGUCUCUCCCUGUCUCCGCUCUGUCUUGCUGGUGUUUUCGGACGCCAAGGCGAAAAUCCCGGCCUUUUGUAGUUUUUCAGAGCAACUCAGAGGAGGUCAAAGGGUGACUUAGGCGAAAGUGACAGAUGAGAGAGCUGGCAGUGGAGGGCAGCGAAAGAAGUAGCUUUAAAGAAGAGUGGGGAGGGGCGGAGGGGACAAGCAAGAUCGAUCACAGCAAAAGAGAAAACCUUUAAAGGUCCCGUCUUGCUCAGAGAAAGCCAACGGGUCACAAGUCACGACUGAGGGACAUUUGAGAAACAGAAAGAGUUAAAGACUGAAGGCAGCCGUUUGCCCAGGUGACCAAAAGUGCAAUAUCACAUAUCUUAGAGACCACCCUCCCAUUAAAAGCUGUUUGAAGACAAAUACAUGCAUAAGAUACGUGUCUGGAAGUCUUAAGAAACACUUUGGAUUCAUACCUUGGAUCAAAUUUUGAACACGUGUGCCUUAAAAGCUUUUGGGUCCAAAACAAAUAGGCAACACUUCUAACACUGAGGGGCAAUGUUUCAAAAAGGACGAAGGAAUAAAAUGGAAGAAACACAAAGCCAAAACUCUGUAGUUUAUUACUUUGUGUUGCUUCUGACCUAUUUAUUGUCUUGCAGUUUGCAAAGGAAAUAAAUGCUGAUUCGAUUUCUGAUGCCUAAAGUCCUGGUCUUAAAGCUGCAGUAGGUAACUUUUAUAAAAAAUAUAUUUGUUGUUAAAACAGUCAUUGUGUCAUGACUCUGAGACAGAUCAUCUGCCUCCUCCCUGUGGUUCUGCUGCCAUCUGUAGAAAUACACCGCUUGUGUGGGGUGUGAGCAGUGCAUAGAGGAGCUUGAUUGACAGCGCUAAGACCUUCCACCUGGCUCUGAUUGGUUGUUUCUGACCAAGCGGUGUAUUUCUGCAGAUGGCAGUAGGACCACAGCGAGGAUGCAGAGGAAAUCAAUAUUUUUCUCAGAUUGUCUUAACUCAAAUUUUACUGUCAAUACAUGGUGACAGUUUUAACAAAAUAAGUAUAAAUACAUAUGUUUUUAGUAAAGUUGCCUACUGCAGCUUUACAUAUGCACUUGUUGUGGAUAUGAAUGUCAGACUCAUUUUGGGAAACUGAACUGUUCACAAGAACUGGGUGCACUACUUUGGAUUUAUUGCAAAUUUUCUUCAGUCCAAACUGGGUCAAAAAUAUACAUGCAGGCCCCAGUUGUACAUCCAACCUAAUAUUCGGUCAUAGUCCCAUAGCAGGUUGCAGAGAAACCAGAGGAAUAUCCUCUACUUCCAACACAGACUGGGAACUUGACCACUCUUCUAAAGGUAAUGGUCAUUUAAGUUGGCACAUACUCGGCUUUUCAGCUUAGUUCAUACUUUCUCUGGACUUAGGGCGGCACCGUCAUACAAGCCUGGUAUUUGUUGCCUUUAUUCAGAAGCCAAUCGGAUGUUUGUUUAAUUUCAUUGCCCUGCUGUGUCCAACUUUCAUUGAGUGUUUGAAUUGGAGGAAAUGUUUACAACCCAGGAGUAGCCAUGCCUCUUCAUUACUCCACUCAGUUUGUGUUAUCCACUGCUACCACUGGAAGAAUAACUACCUCAUCAUGAUGGCAUCACCAUGCUUUGUGACUAGAUAGCUACCAAACAAGUGAAACUUGGACACAAAUGAGCGUUCCAACAGGACAAUGAUACCAGACACAUAAAACCUUUUUAAAGGGGAGCCUCUUAUUUAAAAUCAACAUACACCCCAAAAAAUGUUGCUUUGAUUGUGUUAUGCAUUUUUAACAAAUCCUUGAAUCUCCCAUGGCAGCCAUUUGGGGGAGUCUAAACACCGCUCACACAAAAUCUAUCCCACUCCUUCAGACUAAGGGCAGCAGCAAUUAGCAAACACCUGUUGUAACGGCGCGUCUGCUGAGCUAGGACUGGUUGUAAACAACAUCAUGGAGAAGCAUUGCAGUGAUGAUGUACUGAAAGCGGAGCGUCUGAAAGAGUUGGAGCUUCUUAAAGCGACCGAGGUCCAUUUUAAGGCGUCAGAUUUAGUUAUAACGCAAAGUCGAAUUUCUGCGCUCCAUUUUCAUAACAACUGAAGGCAGCAUGGUGACUUGAUUGUGCUAUAAAAUGAAUCAGGAUUAGAAGAGUGGCCAAAUAUUCAGCGUCAUGUAUGCGAUGAGUUUGUUGGUGGGUAUAAAAAGUGUUUGGUUUCUCUGUAUCUUGGUGUCAUUAAGAGAAAUAUUCGCUUAAUGACACGAUUGAAAAAGAAAAAGAACGAUUGAACUGCAUCACGAAAAAAAAAAAAAAAAAGCCUAAAAUGACAUUCAUGUCCUGAUAAGUGGGUGCACAUUUUUGAGCAGAGCUGUACAUAUCUAUUGUUAUUACGUGGUGUGUGUCAGCAGUGUUAUGGAAAACUAUUCAACGCGGUCCAACAGAGUGGCGGCUUCAAAAGUACUUCACCCAUAAAACUUCCAGAAGCGCUUUUGUUUUUGUCCUUCAGACUGACGCAGCCCUUUCAUUCCCAUGAUAUAUAUUUUUUUGUAUUACUUGACAAAGCAAUGUGACGUCACGUCAUGUGUACAAGCGCAUUAUAAUUUCUAUUUAUAAUAAAAGAAAACCCCUGAAAAUA